Molecule: messenger RNA, 3557 nt
Organism: Scatophagus argus
Lineage: Eukaryota; Metazoa; Chordata; Actinopteri; Scatophagidae
Exons: 5
Coding region: 85-1146 (353 amino acids)
Biological process (GO): response to bacterium
Source: RefSeq, a predicted model, not a curated record
GAGUAGCCAAUCAAAUACAUUCUUGUCUUUGAAGAGUGGAGAAACCAUCAAUAUUCUGUCAUUCAGCACAGCAGUUUGAACAGGAUGACAUCUCCAUUGUUUGCUCUCUGUCUUACAUGUUUGUUGUUGGGAAAAAUGGUUCAGACGAUGACGUUUCUGAAAGUCUCUUCAGGUGUUCGUCAAGAGAGAAGUUUUGUAUCAGUUAAAACUGGAGACAACUUGACUUUGCAAUGUUUCGACAAUGGUAGUAUCCCUGCAAGGCUUUAUUGGUAUGAACAAUCUCUGGGACAUAAGCCAAAUCUCAUCUCAAGUUACUACAAGUACGAAAAAAAUGCAAUAUUUUAUGACAAAUUCAAAGACAAUCCACGCUUCACACUGGAUACGGAAAAUACUUUGGGAAGUACUAAAAAUCAUUUGACGAUAACAGAUUUACGCCUCUCAGACUCAGCUACCUAUUACUGUGUAAGUUGCUAUACAUACAAAUGUGAAUUUACAGAAGACACUACUGUCAGUGUGAAGGAUUCAGGUUUGAACAUCCCAGCUUUGGUCCAUCAGUCAGCAUCUGAGACCAUCCAGCCAGGAGGCUCUGUGACUCUGAACUGUACAGUACACACUGGGACCUGUGAUGAAGAACACAGUGUUUACUGGUUCAAAAGGUCUGAAGAAUCUCAUCCAGGACUCAUUUACACCCAUGGAGGCAGGAAGGAUCAGUGUGAGAGGAACCCCAACACACAAACACACUCCUGUGUCUACAAUUUGCUGCUGAAGAAUGUUUCUGAUGCUGGGACCUACUACUGUGCUGUUGUCUCCUGUGGACACAUACUGUUUGGAAAUGGGACCAAGCUGGAUUUUAAGUAUGAGGAGAACUCUCAUUUUUUGGUGUACGUCUUGAGUGGCGCUUUGAUAUUCACCUCCAUCGUGGUUGUUUUACUGUCUGUCUCAGUGUUCAAGAUACAGUGGCAAAACAGGAGCCAAUCUAUAGAGCCUCAAGCAAGUCUUUCAUCUUCCUCCACAGCAAACGCAGAGGGCUACCAAGAGGCAGAUGAUCUCCACUAUGCUGCUUUGAAUGUCAACCCGUCUUACAGAUCAGGAAGACAGAGAAAUAACACCAACAGUGAGUGUGUGUACUCCAGUUUAAAGCAGUAGGACAGGACAUUUGUAAUGUAAUGUGAGUAAGGUGUCAACUUCUCUCUAGAUGAGCAAAUGCAGCAUUGGGUGUUGAUGUAAAUCUUGAGUUUGUAGCUUCUUUGUGAUUUAGUGGCAUGAAAAUAUUUGCUACUUUGUUUUCUUGCAAAAUAAAUCAUGUAUUUUAAAUCCUAAAAUUAUUUUGUUUCAUAAACACAAUAAGGAAGGUACAUCCUCUUUAGCCAUGCAUGACUUCUGCACAAAUUUGAGAAUUUCACCACUGUGGGACCAAUAAAAGUUUAUGUUAUUUCAUUUUAUUAUUCGUCCUAAUCCAGUGUUAUGUAUAUUUUGCGCCAUUAAUGAACUAGUAAAUCCUCACCAUCAAAUGCCAAUGACUUAAAUAAGAACAUUUCAUGAUCUUUGAUAUGUUGUUUGGGCAUAUGUUUGGAGCAGACAAAAAGUCUGGUCGAGCCAGUUGGUGCUAGUAGUCUCACAAUUAGUGAAAUGGAGAUUAUCAGAGUGCAGUGAAUGUGUCUCAGAUUACUGUAGUAUAAAGACACCUGUAUAUAGAAGGUCCAGUCACUGGUUAAUCAAAAGAAUACCCCAAGCAACUCAGAGAAAAGGUUAUCAAAAAGUUUAAGUUAGAUCAAGUCACUGAACAUCCACUGGAGUUCAUUUAAACCCAUCAUUAAGAAAUGGAAGAAAAAUGGCACAAAUCUGUCUCGAGCAGGCCAUCCUCAAAAACUGUGGGACUGUGCAAGAAGGAGAAUAGCGAGGGAGGCCACACCUAUGAAUUUAAAAGUUUGAGCAGCUGAGAUGGGAGAGACUCUAGAUAGAACUGCUGCUCAGGUUUUUCACCAGUCAGAAUUUUAUGGGAGAAAGUCCCUGAUGAAGAAAGCUCAUAUUAAAUCUUUGCUCAAAGACACGUGGGAGACCCCAAGGUCAACUGGACAAAGAUUCUUUAUUCUGAUGAGACCACUAUGAAGCUUUUUGGCUAGAUGCUGUUUGGCGGACACCAAACACUGCACAUCUCCACAAACACACCAUCCCCACUAUGAGUCACUGCAACAAUAGCUGGUUGGACGAAGCCAAACUGACUGAAUAGCUGGCAUCCUUUUUUUUAUAUAUUAAGUACAAGACUUUACUGAUUACAUUAUUUAGAAUGCAAUUGCAUUACAUUGCAACUGUACACCCAUGCUGCAUGCUUUAUAGGGCAACACACUUUGUAGGUUUGGUGCAGGAUGUUACGUUUUUUUUUUUGUACAAUGAAUGCCCCUUCAGAGAAAUACCACAUUUCCAAAAGAUGAUUGAAAUACUUUGGGUUGAAUGACUUGCGAUAGGACUGAGGUAAACUGGCCUCUCUUGCAAACAUGUCCUCACCUUGCACCAUGCCUUGCAGACUAAAAAUGCCAAAUAGACAUUUAGAACAAUAUUUCAAUUUGGGAACAAGAAAAUCUGUUUACUACACACCUUGAAGAUUAAACUACAGUACAAAUAAUGUUAGAAAAAUAUGUCAGUGCGGUGGGGCACCUCCUACUAGACUACAACCACUAUCCUGCACCAAACCACUCUGUCUGGAUAUAUUCCCAAACUAUUAGAAUUGUACUGACUGCAAUUUGGACAGUUUGCUUAUUUACUGGCUGUAUUUGUUUCUAAAGUGAUAUCGAAGGAGGAUUAUAUUUUUUGUAUGCUGGUUGGAUGAAGCCAAAACAUCAUUAUUCACUUUAAUAAUGACGUGUUGGUGCAGGUGUAGCAGAUUCAGUUCAUUUUGUAAACUGACCUUCUGGUCAUUUAUGAUGUAAAGGCAAGCUCAGUUUGUGGUCAUAUGUGUGUGACAUAUAUGUGUAACAGUUUUUUCAAAAGCUAAACCACAAACAAAACAAAUGGCAGUCAAACAAUAGUAUCUAUGGUUUUGUAAGGUUUGAGUUGUCCAUAUUAAUGACUGUGUGCACUUUUUGUAAUUCUGUGAUGUCAAAGAGAAUGUGUUCACACAUAAAUCAUUUUUGAUACCAGUAGAAUGAAGUCUUUGUGCUUUCACUGGGAUAAAGUUUAUGCAAUUCAUGCAAAUUCAGUUAUGCUAUAAGACACACCACUAUGACACUUUAUGCACGAGUGUACCUGUAUAUGUGUGUGCAUGUGUGUUUACCCACAAACCAAAGUUUCCUGCUGGUGUGGUGAAAAAAAAAAGGUGAACUGACUGAAAGAGAUCUGCCACUCAUAAAUAUUUAAAUAUUAUUUAAGUAUUUAAAUAAAGGAGCCAUUUCAAGAGGAAGACUUGACAAUUGGUUCAGAUGAGAGAAAAACAAAGGUGCUCUGAGCUGUGAUGGAGGAAGUAUUCAUAUAUAAUACAAUAGUAAAAGUAGCAGUACUACAAUAUAAAAAUGCUCCAUUAUAAAUGAAAGUCCCGCAAAAUAUUACUUAAAGACAGAAAC